AUGAGCGGUAACCACAAGUCCAAACUUAUAAAUCGAGUCCAUUCGGCGUUCAUUCGAGCUGAUGGCACGGAGGCCUCGCCUCCCACCAGCGUUUCGUCGGCUCCACCGUCGUCAAAAGCGCUGUUUUCCAAACCCAAACUUUCGAAAAAUCCUCCGCAAUUGGAACGGUCGUCGCUGUCGGACAUUUUUGAGCGGUCCAUCUCCACGGCGCUGUUCCUGCCCCCACUUUCGGCGGUGACUUCGCAGUCGGGACAGCCCCAGGCCCCGCACAAACACCUGGUGGCACAUCUGGUGCCACAUCUGGUGCCGCACCUGGCACGGUCACGCAGCAUGUCCACGGUGAGUGCGUCGUCGCAGAUGUCUCAAACUCCGUACGCCAUUCCUAUGCAUCACAAUACCGAGGACUUCAUUGCCCCCGUAUUGGACACCACCACGGAGGUGCUUAGCGACCCCUCCAUAGAUAUGAACGAUGUUGAAAUUGUGUGCCCGUGCGACACUGAUGAAGACCUGGAUCACGAUUGCGCUGCUGUUCGGCCUCCGGUGCUGAGAUCGCGGUCCAGAUCUCGGUCUAGGUCCAUCAUCUCCAUGUCGCUUCGCCAGUGUAUCAACGGCGCCAAUUCUACUUCGGUGCACUCCGGAUCGGGCUCGGUGUCGCCCACCAUGACCCAUGUCAAACUGAGCCUGUCGAUUGCAAACAGAAACUCCAGUUUACAGAGCCUGGUGGAUAAGGGCGAUGCGUCGCCAUCAAAAACUACCAUCAAUUUUUACUCGUUUGCAGACAUGGUUAACGCAGAAAACCAUAUGGCCAGCCUUCUGCUUGGUCCCAGCACAUUUGAUGAAGUCGUGCAAGAAGAGGAUCCACUCUACGAAACCAACGAAGAAGAACACUACACCAGCCCGGGAGAACAGCAGACCAAUUCUGAACGAAUUGAGAAAUUUUACGGAUUUCGGUUGGGCAGUCCACCUAAUAAGUUUCACCGCACCCGGUCGCAUGGAUCCACCACCCUGGGUAUUGAACCCAAUGAUCCCCGCUUGGGAUAUCAAUCCAUGAGCGUCAAAGAGUAUAUAUCAUCUGUUCCUCAAUAA
Molecule: messenger RNA, 1086 nt
Organism: Meyerozyma guilliermondii ATCC 6260
Lineage: Eukaryota; Fungi; Ascomycota; Pichiomycetes; Serinales; Debaryomycetaceae
Exons: 1
Coding region: 1-1086 (361 amino acids)
Source: RefSeq, a predicted model, not a curated record